AAAAUAUAUUUAAAUGUUGAAAAGAGAGAAAACGAAGAAGCUAAGUGCAUAAAGUAACGUAGGAAGAACUUGGGAGCAGUGAAGAGUGUGGAUGUCCCUCGUUUUUUGCACAAUAAUUUUCGAUCCGAUGUGGAUUUUUCUCAGGAUACAUACACCAAUAGAAGAUCGUUUCUGACUUCCUUUGCUUGAUACGUGGCUGUUUUUAAAAUACCAAACAUGACGGAGGACAUGUUAGGUGCGGACAUCUGUAGGGUCUGUCGAUCCGAAGGCCUCGCAGACAGACCUCUGUUUCAUCCCUGCAUAUGCACAGGCAGCAUUAAAUGGAUACAUCAGGAGUGUCUGGUGCAGUGGAUGCGCUAUUCGCGCAAGGAAUACUGCGAACUCUGUGGUUACCGUUUUUCAUUCACACCUAUAUAUAGUCCAGACAUGCCACGGCGUUUACCACUGAGAGAUGUCAUAGGCGGUUUAUUCUCAAGCAUUGUUACCGCCGUAAAAUAUUGGUUACAUUACACACUAGUGGCGAUCGCGUGGCUGGGAGUCGUCCCAUUAACUGCAUGUCGCACAUAUAGAGCUCUCUUCAGCGGGCCGCUUGAUUUAGUUCGGAUAAUGUCGUUACCGAUGGAUAUGCUUUCCACCGAAAGUAUAUCGUCGGAUGUGUUUCACGGUUGUUUCGUAGUUACUUGCACUUUGUUCGCGUUUAUCGGCCUGGUAUGGCUACGCGAGCAAAUUUUACACGCGGGCGGCCCCGACUGGCUUGAAAGAGAUAUACAACUGCCCCCAGUUGACAAUCCCCCACAAGCAAACGCACAACGACCACAACAACCUCAGGAACAACGUGCUAUGCCACAAGAAGUCCAGGACAACAAUAAUGUUCCUCCUUUCAUUGAUCCACCUAUUCCUCAAGAAGGGGAGUUACAUAAUGAAGAUCAACGUCCCAUAUAUCGAGAAAUGGCAGAAAACUUGGCCAAUAAUCCACGAAUUGGCGAACCCGAAGAUCUGGUGAGAGACGUACAAGCACCAGCUCCUCCCAUACCACCCCUUCCAAUCAGGGAUGAACUCGGUGUAGACGGUGGACAGGCGAAUGCUGCGGGUGGCGAGCGUUGGGCGAGGGGACAUGCGGUGCAGGCCCAUGUAGUGGGGCAGGCGCAGGGUGAAGCCGAGGAAGCCAACUGGAAUCCUAUGGAGUGGGACAGACCAGCUGAAGAAUUAACUUGGGAGCGUCUCUUAGGAUUGGAUGGAUCUCUUGUCUUUCUUGAACAUGUCUUCUGGGUUGUGUCUCUAAACACUUUAUUUAUCAUGGUAUUUGCUUUCUGCCCGUAUCAUAUCGGUCAAUUAACGAUAGCAGGAUUGGGUCUGCAAGAACAUGCAGCCGCAUCACAUUUUGAAGGCUUAGUGACCACGUUGUGCGGCUACUGCAUUAUCGGAGUUUGUCUGGUGAUCCUUCACACUCUCGCCGCACUAUUAGGCUUUCAACGUUCCCAGCGAAUUUUAGGACUUUGCUACGUUAUUGUCAAAGUCUCUUUACUCUCUGUCGUAGAGAUCGGCGUACUUCCAUUAGUUUGUGGUUGGUGGCUGGACAUUUGCUCAUUGGCAAUGUUUGAUGCUACACUCAGAGAUAGAGAAUCCUCGUUCAGACUCGCUCCUGGCACAUCCAUGUUUAUCCAUUGGUUAGUGGGAAUGGUUUACAUAUAUUAUUUCGCAUCGUUUAUUCUUCUCUUACGUGAAGUCCUGCGACCCGGAGUUCUCUGGUUUCUACGAAAUCUGAACGAUCCCGAUUUCUCUCCUAUACAAGAAAUGAUACAUCUUCCCAUAUUGCGACACGUACGCCGAUUAGUCGCGUCUGCAAUCAUAUUUGGCACGGCGAUUUUACUGAUGUUGUGGCUGCCCGUGAAGAUCCUGAGAUGGGCUUGGCCGGGAUUUUUACCCUACACUGUGACUGUACAAAGCGAAGCUCAGGUCAGCGAGCUUUCGUUGGAGCUACUUUUGUUGCAAGUGAUCCUUCCUGCAUUACUUGAGCAAUCGCACACGCGCACGUGGUUGAAAGCUCUAGUAAGAGCAUGGUGUCGCGUGGUAGCGUGGAUGCUGGAUCUACAAUCAUAUCUUCUACGAAAUCAGGCGGAUGAUCCAGGACCGGCGGUAAUUGAGGAACCGCAACAUCCGGAUUUGGGCGCUGCGCAUCAAGCGCUACUACAGAGGGAGGGGCCCACGGGAUUUCAACCUUAUGUCAGACCGCGAUGGUUCCCCGCGAGAUUGGUCGGGCUUCUAUUUUGCGUUUGCAUAUCCCUCGUGAUCGCCAGUCUAGUCGCUAUGACGCUGCCCGUGUGGUUGGGACGUAGAGUGAUGGCAUUGUGGAUGGUAGGCGCACCUGCUCCGUCGCCGCCUGUAUUGCCACCUACAUUAACUGGAUCUGAUGGUGGCGAGACUGUAGGUCCUUUAUCCGGAAGAGUACACGAAGUAUACACAAUAGCAUGCGGAACGUACGUAUGUUGGGCCGCAGCUCGAGGUUUAGCAUUGGCGUUCUCCUGGUUGCCUCGCGGCCGAAGAGCCAUUAUAGACCGGAUCAAGCACUGGGCGAUCUUGGCCGUGAAAGCUUCAGUAGCAUUCGUGCUGCUCGUUGGAGUCAUACCGCUCCUAUUCGGUCUUCUUCUUGAAUUAGUAGUGGUAGUUCCAUUACGUGUCCCGUUAGAGCAAAAUCCCAUUUUAUUCAUCUGGCAAGAUUGGGCUUUGGGCGUACUGUAUACGAAAAUAGCUACCGCCGUAACGAUGAUGGGACCGGAUUGGCGAAUACGUCUCGCUAUAGAGCGGGCGUACAACGAAGGAAUAAGGGAAAUGGAUUUGAAGUUUGUCAUCAAGGAAUUAGCAGCCCCCGUCAUAUGUUGUUUCGGCCUUGCUCUCGCGGUUCCUUAUGCCGUGGCCUAUGGAAUAGUUCCACUUCUUGUGACUAAUCUACAGACCCAAAUUCUUAUCGCCAGACGUCUAUAUCCUUUCCUUCUUUUAGUAAAUCUGGUCUGUGCAUUGAUUUGCUUUCAGAUACGUCAAUUUAAAAAGUUGUACGAGCAUAUUAAAAACGACAAAUAUCUGGUGGGGCAAAGGCUCGUGAAUUAUGAGCAUCGUAACAAAUCGCAGACUCAACAGCAUCAAUCACCAAAGUCGAGCUAACGGUGUCAAUAGGCAUAAUAUUGUUACGGGCGGAAACGGAUUAGGAUUAGC
Messenger RNA from Trachymyrmex septentrionalis, 3210 nucleotides. It is a transcript of the gene MARCH6, whose product is annotated as E3 ubiquitin-protein ligase MARCH6. Lineage: Eukaryota; Metazoa; Arthropoda; Insecta; Hymenoptera; Formicidae. The transcript is spliced from 8 exons. Gene Ontology annotation, cellular component: endoplasmic reticulum membrane. Bases 217 to 3159 code for a protein of 980 amino acids. Gene Ontology annotation, molecular function: zinc ion binding. The record is from RefSeq and is a predicted model, not a curated record.